AUGGAUGGGUGGAAUGAAAUUUUAAGAUUACCACUGAAUCUUUUUGCUACAGAUAAUUUCAAUAAUCCAUUACCUAAAAGAUCAUUGAUCUCAUCAUUACAAUUUGAUAGUUCCCUGAAUUUCAUUUGGUGUGGUGAUUCAAACGGGUAUACUAGAUCAUUUACAUCAUCAAGCAAUUCGAUGUACUCCAACUUGCAAUUAUAUCCCUAUACGAAAUUUCAAUCUAAUUAUACUAAUCAACCAAUAUCACAAUUAUUAUCUCAUAAAGAUGGUAUACUUUCCCUACUGACAAAUGAAUUAAAUUUUACAACAAGAAGAGGAAUUAAUAAAUUACAUGUUAGUGCCAAGACGUUUAAUGAUGAAUCGUUUAAUAAUUUAACUAGUAUGACAUUUAAUUGCAACUCAUACAAUGAUGUGGUGGUAGGUACGGAUACGUCAUUAUCAAAAUUUGAUUUGUACAAGCCAAAUGUAUUAUCGACAUUUGAUCAUCAAGGUGAUAUUUCCAAAUUGAAUAAUUCUGGUAAAUUUUUGACAAUUGCAAAUAGUAAUGGAUCAUUAGAUAUUUUCGACCCUAUUUCAAAUUCAACGGUUAAAUCCUUUUCAGCUCAUAAUGGAUUUAUAUCUGAUAUGGAUGUAAGAGGAAAUUAUAUUGCUACAUGUGGUUAUUCAGUUCGUCCAAAAAGGUAUCAUCAUAAUCAAACCCCAGAAUAUAUGGUGGAUCCAUUGGUGAAUAUUUAUGAUACAAGAAUAAUGAGAGCAAUUGCACCUAUUCCUUUCCCUACCGGUGCCACAUCUGUCAGAUUUCAUCCUAAAUUACCAAAUAUCAUCAUCAUUGCCUCUGUUGUUGGACAAUUGCAAUUUGUUGAUAUAUUUGAUCAAACAAAUGUCAAUGUGUAUCAAACUAAUUUAACUCCACCCCCAGUUAUCGGUAGCUCAUUGAACAACGGGUCCAAAAUACCGAAAAUGUCCAACUUGGAAAUCAGUAGUAGUGGUGAUUUUUUGAUGUUUAAUGAUGAUAGUGAUAGCAUCCAUUUAUGGUCGAUUAAUUCAUCGAGUAACGAUUUUGUCAAUUUCCCACCUCCAGUGGAACAACCCGAUAUCAUUGAACAAAAUGUUGAAUACAUUGGCGUUGAUGAUAAUGUUCCCUUGUCUAUUGUGGGUAUGCCGUACUAUAAGGAUUUGUUAUUGUCAAAUUAUCCAAAUGAUUUACGAUUUGUUAAAGAGUCAGCAAAACUACCUGAAUCCAUCGAUAUGGAGCUAAUACUAGAGAGUCAAAAACAUCCAGGCUCAUUUAUACCGUAUGAUAAAUUGAAAUACGGACCAGGAAAUGUCUACAAACCAUACCAGUCUCUUAAGGAGUAUAAAGAAAUAACUGUUCCUAAAUUUAUCAGUGAAAGAAAAGAUGGUGAUGAAGAUACAUCCACUUCGGCUGAUGUUACUGAACUCGUUGCUGAUGAGAGUAUUUUUCAAUAUAAGUGCAACACUAAUGGAAAUUCCAGUAAUUGUAAAGUGCCGAACUGCUAUUCACGUUUACAAAUUCAGUAUUCAAGAUUUGGUGUUAAAGAUUUUGAUUUCAGUUAUUACAAUAGAACCAAUGACUACUGUGGGUUGGAGAAUCAUACAGAUAAUUCAUACAUAAACUCCCUUUUGCAGUUGUACCGCUUCCAGUCCAUCAUUUACAAUCAAGCAGUUGGUGCGUUAUCAAAUGAGUGGUUGCCAGUUGACGAAUCAAUACUUGACACUAACCCCUGA
Molecule: messenger RNA, 1752 nt
Organism: Candida tropicalis MYA-3404
Lineage: Eukaryota; Fungi; Ascomycota; Pichiomycetes; Serinales; Debaryomycetaceae
Exons: 1
Coding region: 1-1752 (583 amino acids)
Biological process (GO): nuclear-transcribed mRNA poly(A) tail shortening
Cellular component (GO): PAN complex; P-body
Molecular function (GO): protein binding
Source: RefSeq, a predicted model, not a curated record